AUGGUGGCUAUUGCUGAGAAGUUGAAACGUCGAAAGAUAGAUAAUGGUGAAGACAAUGCGGGGAAAGAGGAAGAGACUUGGUCCAUACUCCCAGAUGACCUUUUAUGGAUGAUCAGAGAAAGGUUAAAUUUUGUUCAAAACUUGUGUGUGGCUGCUGUCUGUAAGAAUUGGUGGUCUUCAUCUCCAAUUUGCUCCGACAUUACCACCACCACCGCCAGGUUCUCAUUGCCAUGGAUCAUGGGAUAUAGGGGUCGUGAUAGCACUGAACAAAAGUUUAUAGAUCCCUGGUACAGAAAGAAAUAUAUCAUUAACCUCCCAGAUCUCUCUGAAGCCCGUGUCAUUUACUCGAAAGAAGGAUGGUUGCUUUUAAUUAAGACAAUUGGAGUGAAUUAUGUAGUGAGAGAAACACCAACAGGACCGAAGUCAAUUGAAGGAAGGAAGGCUUAUUCCCCAUUCUUAUUUAACCCUCUCACUAAAUCUAAAAUUGAGUUGCCAAAACUACCUUAUGUGACUCUGUUAGCUGGAACGUUCUCUAUCAGAGAUGGUGCACUUAGCCAUGUGGCCUUUGCUACAUAUGAUCAUGAUAUUAUCCUACCUCUAAAUGAGCACUCUUUAUCUCCAAAUUUCUUUAUAACCAGCCUGGGUGACAGAGGUAAAAGUGGAGAUGAUGGAACAUCAUCAUGGAUGUGGCUCAAGUAUACCCCAACUUUUGCGGUUAGACAAAUUAUGGAUGAUGUGGUUGGUUUCUUUAUUCUUGGUGAUUUGUUGUACUGCUUUGAUCCCUAUGCAGGGAUGUUAGUUUUUGAUUUGUUAACUCUUACAUGGAAAGAGUACCGGAGAUCUAGAAAUCUUAAAAUGUCAAGUUCCAUUUUGGAGUGUGAGGGGGAAAUCAUAGAUAUGCAAAUGAGUACUAAAUGGCAGGAGGAUGGUGUUAAAUUUUUCAAGUGGAAUCUGAGCAACUCCUCUGAUAGCAAUGAAAUUGAUUGGGUGGAGCUAAAAGAUGAUGAUGCACUCAUACAGGACAGGGUUUGGUUCAUUGGAGGAACAAGGUACUCUUCUUUUACAAGAAAAGUAUUGGAUGGAGGAAGGUCGAUGAAGAAAAAAGUCUACUACUGCAAUAAUUUCGUCUUCCAAGACAUGAAAACGGCAAAGUGGAUUUUCAACAGAAUUGAUGGCCUGGAGAACUUGGGUGGUGUAUUUGUUGAUCAAAGGCCUGACGGUUACCUUCCCCCACUUUGGGUGGACAUUAGUUGA
Messenger RNA from Telopea speciosissima, 1254 nucleotides. RefSeq lists its product as uncharacterized. Lineage: Eukaryota; Viridiplantae; Streptophyta; Magnoliopsida; Proteales; Proteaceae. The coding region runs from base 1 to 1254 and encodes 417 amino acids. Gene Ontology annotation, molecular function: protein binding. The record is from RefSeq and is a predicted model, not a curated record. The transcript has a single exon.